AUGGCAGACUCGUCCCCGCCCUGGUUGGGCCUGCGCACCGUCUUUGAGCCCUCGCUCCCCGCCUACUGCGAGCCCGAAUCCGACUUCCUCUUGCACUUCUCGUCGGCCUUCCACACCUGCGUCCCCACCAAGCUUGCCUUUAUCUCCUCGCUUCUCGGAACCCUCAGCAUUGUGUCGUGGCUCUUCGCCCAGCUCCCGCAGAUAUACAAAAACUACACCCUCAAGAGCACCUCGGGGCUCAGCAUAUUCUUCCUCGGCGAGUGGCUGCUGGGCGAUCUGUCCAACCUGCUGGGCUCGCUGUUCACCGACCAGGCGCUGUGGCAGAUCAUCAUCGCCUGCUACUAUUGCUUUGUCGACUGCUGUCUGGUCGCACAGUGGGUGUGGUACGAGCGUCUGCGCCAUGGCCGGCCGCUGGUGCGCGUGUGGAGGAGAGGCUCGCGCAGCCACCAUCACGGCGACGGCGCCGCUGAUAUGGCUGAGUUCAUCGACGGCGUGGCUGUCUCCGACGACGACGGCGCCGACGUCAAGCGCGUGCCGCACUCGCAGCCCAAGGACGUGUUCCGAAGCCCGCAGUACUCUUCUUCUCCCUCCAAGGAGCGCGAGGAUGUAGACGACGACGACGCGGCCCCCGCCCGCUCGAGCCGCACCAUCCAUCGCCUCGGCCGCUCCAGCUCGCCCUAUCCGUCUCCGCGCACUGUCCUCUAUGUUUCCAUGCUCCUUGCCGUUGUCGCCCAAGCCUCUCCUCUCAACGGGCCGAGCCCGGCAUUCCCCAUCAUCGCCCAGCACGCGGAUGAGUCGACCGAGACUGGCACCCAGGUGGCCGGUCGUCUGCUGUCCUGGCUCAGCACAGUCAUGUACCUUGGCUCCCGCAUGCCGCAGCUGUACAAGAACUACAAGCGCAAGUCCACUUCCGGCUUGUCGCCGACGCUCUUCCUGGCAGCCUUCAUGGGCAACCUGUUUUACUCGUCCUCCAUCGCUACGAACCCGUGCGCGUGGGGCACGUAUCCGUCUCACGGAGCUCGCGGCUGGGUCGGGCUCGACGGGAGCCAGCAAGCCGAUUGGGUCGGUCGAGCCAUGCCCUUCUUCCUGGGUGCGGCGGGCGUGCUGCUGAUGGACGGCGCCGUCGGCGCGCAGUUCUGGUAUUACGGCGAAGGAUCGCUGGCCGACUCGACCAUCCUCGUGCCCGAAGAGGGCGGCAAGUGGAGAUGGCGGAGAGUCUCGGGCUGGCUCAGGGGAUGGAUCCCCUCGGUCGACGGAGGUGCCGGCAACAGCGAGCUGUCUUCUCCAAGUGCGGAGCAGCAGCGGUUGCUGGGCGCUGGUGCGGAGGAGCGGUACGGCGGGGUUUAG
Diplodia corticola is the source of this 1347-nucleotide messenger RNA. RefSeq names its product pq loop repeat protein. NCBI's taxonomy places the organism in Eukaryota, Fungi, Ascomycota, Dothideomycetes, Botryosphaeriales, Botryosphaeriaceae. Bases 1 to 1347 code for a protein of 448 amino acids. The transcript has a single exon. The record is from RefSeq and is a predicted model, not a curated record.